AUGGUCAGCAGCCAAUACAAAUUGAGUGGGGGCUCAGUAGGUGGCACCCUCCCCUGGUGGUCUGCGCUGCAGGGGAGGUGCUGUGCUGCAGGUGCCAGGCUGAGCCGGGGUCUUUCCUGCAGCAUCCAGGCCUGCCCGGAUGUAAAGUACGGGAAACGGAUCCACGUGCUGCCCAUUGACGACACCAUCGUUGGCCUUACCGGAAACCUCUUUGAUGUGUACCUGAAGCCCUACUUCCUGGAGGCCUAUCGGCCUGUGCACAAAGGUGACAUCUUCCUGGUGCGCGGCGGGAUGCGGGCCGUGGAGUUCAAGGUGGUGGAGGUGGAUCCGAGCCCCCACUGCAUCGUGGCCCCCGACACCGUCAUCCACUGCGAGGGGGAGCCCAUCAAGAGAGAGGACGAGGAGGAGAGCCUGAACGACGUGGGCUACGACGACAUCGGGGGCUGCCGGAAGCAGAUGGCUCAGAUCAAGGAGAUGGUGGAGCUGCCCCUGCGCCACCCAGGGCUCUUCAAAGCCAUCGGCGUCAAGCCGCCCCGAGGCAUCCUGCUGUAUGGCCCCCCUGGCACCGGGAAAACGCUGGUGGCCCGAGCUGUGGCCAACGAAACAGGAGCCUUCUUCUUCCUCAUCAAUGGUCCGGAGAUCAUGAGCAAGCUGGCGGGCGAGUCAGAGAGCAACCUGCGCAAAGCCUUUGAGGAGGCCGAGAAGAACGCACCGGCCAUCAUCUUCAUCGAUGAGCUGGACGCCAUUGCCCCCAAGAGGGAGAAGACACAUGGCGAGGUAGAGCGCAGGAUCGUGUCCCAGCUGCUGACGCUCAUGGACGGCCUGAAGCAGCGCUCCCAUGUCAUCGUCAUGGCUGCCACCAACCGGCCCAACAGCGUCGACCCCGCCCUGCGCAGGUUUGGGCGCUUUGACCGUGAGAUUGACAUCGGGAUCCCUGACUCAGUUGGGCGGCUGGAGAUCCUGCAGAUCCACACCAAGAACAUGAAGCUGGCCGAGGACGUGGAUCUGGAGCGGGUGGCCAGGGAGACGCACGGGCACGUGGGCGCGGACCUGGCGGCGCUGUGCUCCGAGGCCGCGCUCCAGGCCAUCCGCAAGAAGAUGAACAUCAUCGACCUGGAGGACGACACCAUCGACGCCGACAUCCUCAACGCCAUGGCCGUCACCAUGGACGACUUCCAGUGGGCUCUCAGCCAGAGCAACCCGUCAGCGCUGCGGGAGACGGUGGUGGAGGUGCCCCAGGUCUGCUGGGAAGACAUCGGGGGACUGCAGGAGGUGAAGCGAGAGCUGCAGGAGCUGGUGCAGUUCCCGGUAGAGUACCCGGACAAGUUCCUGAAGUUUGGCAUGACGCCGUCACGGGGUGUUCUCUUCUACGGGCCGCCAGGCUGCGGCAAGACCCUGCUGGCCAAGGCCAUUGCCAACGAGUGCCAGGCCAACUUCGUCUCCAUCAAGGGCCCUGAGCUGCUCACCAUGUGGUUCGGGGAGUCCGAGGCCAACGUGCGCGACGUCUUUGACAAGGCUCGCCAGGCCGCCCCCUGCAUCCUGUUCUUCGAUGAGCUGGACUCCAUUGCCAAGGCGCGGGGCGGCGGCGCGGGGGACGGUGGGGGGGCGGCGGACCGCGUCAUCAACCAGAUCCUCACCGAGAUGGACGGCAUGACCAACAAGAAAACGGUCUUCAUCAUCGGGGCCACCAACAGGCCAGACAUCGACCCAGCCAUCCUGCGCCCCGGGCUGGACCAGCUCAUCUACAUCCCACUGCCUGACGACACCUCGCGCGCGGCGAUCCGUGCCAACCUGCGCAAGUCGCUUGUGGCCCGGGAUGUGGACCUGAACUACCUGGCCAAGAUCACCCAUGGGUUCUCGGGUGCUGACCUCACUGAGAUCUGCCAGCGCGCCUGCAAGCUCGCCAUCCGCGAGGCCAUCGAGACGGAGAUCAAGAUGGAGCGGGAACGCCAGAGCCACCCAGAUGCCGUCAUGGAUGACGACUAUGACCCGGUGCCCGAGAUCCGGCGGGAUCACUUCGAAGAGGCCAUGCGCUUUGCCCGCCGCUCCGUCAGCGACAAUGACAUCCGCAAGUACGAGAUGUUCGCCCAGACGCUGCAGCAGAGCCGCGGCUUUGGCAACUUCAGGUUCCCGGCUGGGAAGCAGAGCGGGGACGGAGGGACUGAUCGUGCAGGUGGCUCCCGGCAAGGCGACAACGGCCGGGGCGGCCUCUUCCAAGAGGAGGGGGACGAUGACCUCUACAACUGAUGGGUGGGAUCACUGGCCCCACCCCCUAUGCCAAAGCAUCAGCUCCGCCCCUUGUGCCAGACAGCCCCGCCCUUUGCACCAGGGCAUCUUGUACCGAAGCCUCGGCUCUCCCCCUUGCACCAGAAAGCUCUGCCUUCCCAACCAGACAGGUCCACCCCCUGCCUCAAAGAGCUCCGCCUUUGCAACCGGAAAGCCCCGCCCCUCGCUCCAGAGAGCUCCGCCUUUGCAAGCAGAAAGCCCCGCCCCUUGCUCCAGAGAGCUGUCUUUGCAACCAGAAAGCCCGCCCCUCACUCUUGAGAGCUCCGCCUUUCCAACGGGAAAGCCCCUCCCCCCCUUGCACCAGGGAGCUCUUCCCAAGCAGGCAGCCCUGCUCCCGUGCCAGCUGUGAUUCCCCGCAUGCCCCAGUUGCUCUUGGUUGUGUUCUUUUGUGUGGUAACAAACCCAGGUCUCCCAGCCCCCACCCCAGACCACAGGACCCCGGCGUCCUGUGGAGUCCCGUGAGUGUGGAGAAAGACCCCACCUCUGUGUCCCUCACAGCAGCCUCCCGCUCGGGAUUACAGCUCUGCCCAGCCAUGUGGCUCCUCCUGCCGGCAGCCGCCCCCAGGCCUGGGCUUAUCCUGCAGGCUGUGAUGCUGAGUGUGCCAGCCCCCAGGGAGAGACGCCCCCCCUCCCCCAGCCAGGUUGGUACUGUCUUAGCGCCAGCUUUGUUGUUCUGCCUUUCAGCUCCGUGGCCCGGGAAUGUGGGGAGCGAAGAGCACGACUCCCCCUGAGUCCCACCCCUGAAUCGGGGGGGAAGCAAGAGGAUCUGGACCCUGGGUUGCCCUGGCACCUGGGCACCAUCCUGCCUCUGAGGGCACCCAGACCCCACCCAGCACCUCACCCCCCUCCCCAGAGCUGGUGACAUGCGCAAAGGCCGAAGGGCCCUAGUUUGGGGCGAGAGGCUGUGGGAUGUCCCAAAUCCUCCCCCUGCAGGAGCCAGCCGCAUGCUUGUGCCCAUCGCGAUCUGUAAGGGCUGGACACUAGUAAAGAUCUGGAGUGUG
Molecule: messenger RNA, 3287 nt
Organism: Chelonoidis abingdonii (Abingdon island giant tortoise)
Lineage: Eukaryota; Metazoa; Chordata; Testudines; Testudinidae
Product: transitional endoplasmic reticulum ATPase-like
Biological process (GO): retrograde protein transport, ER to cytosol; autophagosome maturation; mitotic spindle disassembly
Cellular component (GO): cytosol; VCP-NPL4-UFD1 AAA ATPase complex; nucleus
Molecular function (GO): ATP hydrolysis activity; ATP binding; polyubiquitin modification-dependent protein binding
Source: RefSeq, a predicted model, not a curated record